Messenger RNA from Entamoeba dispar SAW760, 402 nucleotides. RefSeq lists its product as uncharacterized. The record is from RefSeq and is a predicted model, not a curated record. The transcript has a single exon. Lineage: Eukaryota; Evosea; Mastigamoebida; Endamoebidae. The coding region runs from base 1 to 402 and encodes 133 amino acids.
AUGGUUAAUGCAGAAAAUAUGUUAAACAAGUUGGAAGAAGAAUAUUAUGAAAUCUUAAUGGACUACUAUGAUAAACAACAAAGAAUUGUAUGGUGUAUUAAUAGAUUAUCAUCAAUUGCAUUAAAUGGUAGAAUUAAUAGUUCAAAUGAAUAUUUAGAUUUAUUAAUUGAUUCAGAAAAUGAACAAAAGAAAAGUGGAUAUAAAGAACGAAUUGAAGGAUAUAAAGAACUUAAACAAGAAAAUGAAAUGAUAGACUAUAUUAUGAAAAAAUCAAUAACACAAAAGAGUAAGCAAGAGAUUAAGGUAGAACUUGCAAGAAAAAUGAAUGAAUUAAAACAAGGAGAAAAAUCAACAUUAGAUAAAUCCAUUCAAAAAUUGAGUAAAAUAUGUUUUUCCUGUUAA